CGGGGAGCCAUGGCGAGGAGAUGGUGCGCUGAGUCAUUUCCCUGAGCGGCUUCUGUACCACUCCAAAGCAAGAAUCCUUCGAAGAAUAAAACGUGUGAGGGCACACCAGCAUUUUCCUGGCUAGAAAGCCAACCCUCAAGUGAAUGUAUUGAAGAUCCUAGACUUGGUGGGACCAAUAUCUCUACCUCCAGUUUUAUGAAUACUGCUAGCCAUGGCUGUGGAACUCUGUUUGCUGUUGCUGCUGUUUUGUGGAAGUACUGUUUCAGAGGUACAGCCUAUAUACAGACCACCUCCUGGGACUCUGGAUUUUGGAUUUGUUCCAACCAAGAUGUAUGAUACAGGUGCAUACCAUGAACCUGGGCCAAUAGGGAUUUUGUUUAAAAUAGUACAUGCAUUCCUGUACUUAGUGCAACCAAAUUCUUUUCCUCAAGAUCUCAUCAGAAAACUAGCACAGCAGAAGUUUGGAAAUACACAGGGCGAUUAUCAGAAGCCAGAAAAUGUUGUCCUGACUCUUCAGGUCAUCUACUAUGAAAUCGGGUUUAUAGUCUCCGCAGCCUUGGGAGUGCUGUUUAUUGUGUUACUGCCUCUCGUGGGACUUUGCUUCUGUAUGUGUCGUUGCUGUGACAACUGUGGUGGGGAAAUGCAUCAAAGACAGAAGAAAAAUGCUGACUGUCAGAGGAGCUGUUUUGCAACAUUUCUCUUUGUUGCUUCUUUAAUAAUAAGCGUUGGAGUGCUCUGUGCCUACGCUGCCAACCAGCAUUUAACUAACCAAGUCCGAGGAGCAAAGAAAUUGGUUAACAGUAAUUUCAAAGAUCUGAAAAUUUUCCUUAACGACACUCCAGCGCAAAUUGAUUACUUGGUGAGCCAGUACAACACAACUAAGGAUAAAGCACUCUCUGACCUAAAUAAUGUUGGACCUUUGCUUGGAGUUAGAGUUCAGGAACAGCUGGGAAAAGAAGUACGUCCUGCACUUGAUGCAGCUCUGACAAUGGCAGGAGUCAAAGUGGAAAGGGCUAUCAAAGCCAUCAGAGAAACGAAGGAAGCACUGGAAAAUGUGAGUGUCUCUGUAGAGGUUUUGCAGGAGGGAACAGAGAGGCUUCAUGCAAACUUGUCAGAUGUUAAGAUGCAUCUAAACAACACCCUCAGUGAUGCUGCAUGCUCUGCAGCUCAGGCUGCCUCAACUUGCAAUAUCAUCAGGAAUUCCUUGAAUCAGCUGAACAUCAAUGCCAAUUUUAGUGGGCUCCCAGGAGUGAGCUCACAGCUUGCCAAGAUCAAUGAUGUCCUUAAGAUAGACCUUUCCAGUCUGGUUCAAAAGGGUUAUGCAGCAUUUAAUGAUACUCCAGACUUGGUGGUGAAUCAAACCAGAAACAUUUUAUCAGAUAUCAAAAACGUGCUGGAAUCCAUUGGUGCAAACAUUAGUACCUUCGCAAAAGCACUGCCUGUUCAGAAGGUUUUAGCAGAUCUGACAGUGUAUCUCACACAGAGUGAAGCAUAUGUUCAAGAUUAUUUUCCACUAGUGGAGCAGUAUGAUUUUUACAGGUGGCUGGGUUGUCUCAUUCUGUGCUGCAUGGUGGUCCUGAUUCUGGUCUUUUACUAUCUUGGAUUGCUAUGUGGCACCUGUGGUUAUGAUAAACAUGCUUCUCCAACAACCAGAGGCUGCAUCUCCAACACUGGGGGAAACUUUCUAAUGGCUGGUGUUGGAUUCAGUUUCCUCUUCUCCUGGGUGCUGAUGGUUGUAGUGGUGCUCACUUUUGUCACAGGUGGAAAUGUAGAAAAACUGGUCUGUGAGCCCUUUGAAGAUAAAACUUUAUUCAAGGUUUUGGAUACUCCCUACUUACUAAAUCAACACUGGAGAAACUAUCUCUCUGGCAUCCUGUUUAAAAAUCCCAAUAUUAACUUGACUUUUGAAAAAGUUUACAGUGAUUGCAAGGAAAACAAAGGAAUUUAUACUUCCCUUCACCUAGAACACUUAUUCAAUAUCAAUGAAUUUCUAAAUAUUAGUAUGUAUACAGAAGAUGUAGCACUUAAAAUUGAACAUAUUCAGAUAAACCUCAGCAAAAUCAUUCUGCUGGAUGAAAUGGGGAAGGAGAAUCUCCUGAAUUUCAGCUCUUCAGGAAUAGAAGGGAUAAACUUUGCAGCAUAUUUGACAGAGAUCAAUAAAAGUGUUACCAAGGUUGAUCUUCUAUCAUUUGCUAAUGACUUAGAAGCAAGAGCAGACCAGCUGCCAAAAGGAGCACUGGAAAAUGCCUUAAAAGGACAUGCAAACAACAUUCGAAUGAUUCACAACCAGCAAGUCGUUCCCCUAGAGCAAGCUAUGAAAUAUGUUAAAGCUAGGAGCACUUUAAAUCAGAGCAUUAGGUUACUGAAGCGGACAUCAUCUGAACUGAUGGUUAAGGUGAAAAAUGUCAUUAGUGCUGUUAAUGCUGCCCAGCUUCUCAUAAAUAACAAUGCUUCUCUAGUUAUUGUCCAGGAGACAAAAAAGUACAUGGAUACCAUAGUUGGCUACUUCGAACAGUAUGUUGAGUGGGUCAAGGAGUCGAUUGCCAUGGAGGUAGCAGCAUGCAAGCCUAUUGCCAAUGUGAUAGAUACAGCAGUAGAUAUUUUUUUAUGCAGCUAUAUAACUGAUUCUGUGAAUACCUUCUGGUUUGGUUUGGGAGGCUCUUCAAUAUUUUUAAUACCUGCCAUAAUUUUUGCUGUAAAACUCUCCAAAUACUACCGUAGAAUGGAUACAGAGGAUGUGUAUGAUGACUCUGUGGAACAGUGGUAACACAUAGUGGAAAAGGGGCUAUACAAAUGAGACUCAAGAUUCCUCUGCAGGAAUAUGUCAUCAUUCUUCCAAGUGUAUUGGCAUUUGCAUUCAUCUCCAAAUCCUGAGCCACUCGUUUUAUGUCACCUGUACUGUAAUUCCCAACUGUACUAUUGAAUGUUAUGCCAUAAACUACUGUACAGAAUAUUCUGCAAUCAGGGCACUGCCUCUCAAAAACCACUGUUCAAGGCUUGAAUUAAAAUGGGGUUUGGUUGUUGGUUUUUUAACUUGUUUUUUACACUGGGCUUUGUACUCUACAUCACAGUAUAGACAUUAAUUAGAUUAAUUGCCUUUGCCUAGCAACCCUUUGACAGUUGGUGGAGUUCUUAACUCGCUGGUUUGUGUUAAAUACAGCUCCUACAUGUUUACAUACAAACACAUUUUGUAUACAAAGACUUUUGUAUAUGUACAUUUUUCUUAAAACUUAGAAGUGUUUUAGUUAAGACUUUAAUACUGUAUAAUACUACUCACAAAAGAAUUUACCAGCAUGAUCAGUGUUGCUAUUUGGUGCUCCUGAAUGCCCGGUUUGGACUAAAUUUGCCAUGUAAUGGGAUCCACAGUGUCUCUUUGUGUCUCUGAAAAGUUCAGUUGCAGUUUUGGCUUUUCCUUUUUUU
Molecule: messenger RNA, 3420 nt
Organism: Dryobates pubescens (Downy woodpecker)
Lineage: Eukaryota; Metazoa; Chordata; Aves; Piciformes; Picidae
Gene: PROM1
Product: prominin 1
Exons: 28
Coding region: 212-2767 (851 amino acids)
Cellular component (GO): apical plasma membrane; prominosome; microvillus
Molecular function (GO): cholesterol binding
Source: RefSeq, a predicted model, not a curated record